This is a messenger RNA of Lodderomyces orthopsilosis Co 90-125, 2409 nucleotides long. RefSeq lists its product as uncharacterized. The transcript has 3 exons. Gene Ontology annotation, molecular function: RNA binding. The record is from RefSeq and is a predicted model, not a curated record. Lineage: Eukaryota; Fungi; Ascomycota; Pichiomycetes; Serinales; Debaryomycetaceae. Bases 1 to 2409 code for a protein of 802 amino acids.
AUGACCCCACCAAAGAAGAUGAGUUUGCAGGAUUUCCUUCAGGAUGAAACAUUUGGCGGAUCCUGGGCAGAUAUUGAUGUGGAUAUGGCAUCGAUCUCCGUUCCAAUUGAGAAACCAUAUGGGUACGAUGAUGGGUAUUCCAGAGGUGGUGGUGGUGGAUAUCACGAACCUAGUUCAUCGGGGCCACCAUAUAUUGUCAAAUUAGUCAAUUUGCCCGUAACAGCAAAUGACGCAUUCAUCCAAGAUUUAUUUCAAAGUAGAUUCACGCCCUUCGUCAAAUUCAAGAUCCUUACAGAUCCAGCUUCAAACAUCUUGGAAACACAUAUAAUCAAACAGGUUGCAUUUGUCGAAUUAGAGUCGGUUCAAGAUGCGGCAAAAGUACUCAAAUGGCAUGAUUUAUAUUACAAGGGAAACAGACGAGUCAUUGUUGAAGUUGCCGAUUUUAAUGAUUUCCAUCAUUGUAUUCAAUUCAACCAAGAACAUCAUCAGGAAAUUCAACAAAUUCAACAUGAAUUUAUUGCUCAAAAACAACAACAAAAACAACCCAGGCACAUGGCUCUACUUGACGAAUUAGAUCUGGACAGGGGAUCAGGUCCUGGAUUCAACCAAGGACGCGGUUUCCGUCAACACCAGCCACCAACACACUCACGUCCAUUUCAUGGUGGUGGUAUGCCUUUAUCACCUGAAAAACAUCAUGCACCUCUACACAACCGCAGACCAUCAUUUGAUACACAAUUCCCUGCCCACAAACCUUUUCACGGACUUGCAAGUGGUACUGCACCAUUACUUCACCAACAAGAACCAAUACAACAAACACUUCGUCAGCCACAUAAACCUAAAGCUAACCCAUUUGGAGGUGCAAAACCAGUAGAUACUGUUUCGCGUCAACAAGAAAUUGAAAAGAAGUUGAUAAAUUUGAAUCAAACUACAGUGCAAACACUUGGCGAUGACCCAAGUGUUGAUGUUGAUGCUGUUAUUAAAAAGUUUCACGAAACAGCAUCACCCAAACAGAAAAGAAGCGAGCUUUCGUAUGGACGAAGAGCGUCAAACACGGAGAGAAGAUCGCUGGUUGCUAUUUUAAGAAGAGGCUCCCAUGAUCAUCAACAACAACAGCAACAACAGCAACAACAGCAACAGAGCAUUGCAGCCCACCCCCAGCCUCAACAAGCUAUCACAAGUUUGGCAGCUGCUCCAGAACCUUCUGAGAGUCCUGGAUGGGCAAACAGCACGGGUAAGUCAUUAGCGCAAUUGUUGAGUGAACGCUCAGACUUUGUGGCAAGCUCCCCAAGUGCUGGUAAAAAUACCCCACCAACCCCCACAGCCAAACCACCAGUAAUACUAAAGAAGAAAACAUUAUCGUCUCCUCCUUCUGUAAAGCUUGAUCUUAUGGUUAAUCCUGCCACCCAGGAACCAUCAGCAAACCUGCUAAGCGAUGAAACAUCAAAUUUACCAGCCGAUGCACCUUCCUUUGAGCCACAACAACAACAGGGGAAACCAGUUGUGGAAACCAACAAAAUUGAACAAGGAAACAGCUUUACUGAAGGAAGUACUAAGAGUUUGAAUUCACAAAGACCAGUACGACAAAAACGCCAAUCAUCGGAUCAAGAUAGACCCAACUUCAAGAAGCUUUUUGAAAAUUUAUCAUUAGAGGAGCCAGACUCAACAUAUCUGAGUUCAUACGGAAGGCAAUCGAAAUUGCAAGGCGCUCCAAGAGGUAGAAGUAGAGGCAGAGGUGGAUAUUUUGGUGAACGUAGGGGAAGUCGAAAUGACAAAUUCUCCAAUGGUAAUGACCGCAAAGAGACGGAAUCCAAAAAUACAUGGGUGCACUCGCUCGAAGAUGAAAUUAGUUUUAACACUGCAAUUGACAAUGUUACCGAAUCAAAUCAGACUGCUGAGAGUGAUAUCCCUAGAAAAUUCAGAAAACAUCCUCUGUCGCAACAACAAUCACAAGGAGAAGAUUUUUCACAGAUACAACAUAGAAAAACUCAUCUGGCUUCAACUCCAUCAGUCUUAACCGGACUUUCUAAUGAUGCCGCAAUCGAAGGGAAAUUCAGAGCUGUAUCUGCUGAUGCAACCACUAAAUCAACAAUUUUAGACACCAGUGAAGUGGAUGCUUCCACCACACCAUCGAAGCCUAUAAAUGAAGUGGCAACAUCGAAGUUAAAUCUGUCAGAAGACCACAUGGCAACAAGCACACAAGCAAAUCAUGUUUCAUCAGCCGAUAAUGCGUCUCAUGGGGAGGAUGCCCCACCAUCGUCUUCAUUUAGAGGCAGAGGUGGACGUGGUAGAGGAAGAGGUAGAGGUCGUGGAAGAGGUAGGGGUGGCGCAUCUGGUGGUGGUUUUAACCCUCGUCAUAAUCAAUAUAUUCGCCCCAAACCAUCAACUACUGGUUCUACAUCUGAAGCAUAA